AUGUCCAACGGCGGAGGUCACUACUCCUUCGCGCCUCCCCAGCACGAGCCUGGCUACCGCCCCAUGUCGACCUCUCCCACCCCACCCAGCCGGCUCGACAACCGCUCCGUCAGCCCCUCGUCGGGCAAGCCCAAGUUCUGGCCCUUCAACCGCUCCCGCUCCGCCAGCCCAAACGACCAGGCAAUCGCCAACCCCACAAACAACCGCUCCCGCAAGACGUCCGCAGGCUACUCGCCAGCAAGGGGCGCCAGCCCAAACUCGGGCGGUUUCGUCGUCCGCACCGUCACCCGCCAGCCGGGAGGCGUCAGCGCACCCACCUCGCCCGUCUCAGACGCUCCUUACCAGCCAGACUGGAGCCGCGCAGCGCAGCCUUCCCCGCGUAGAAUGACCCUCGAAGACUCGGACGACGACGCGCAGCAGCCCACCGCCCUCGACGGCCGCCACCAGCUCCAGUACAGGCGCUCAAAGUCCCGCCCCAUCGCCUCGGCACUCAGCCUCAGCGUACCCGCAGGCGGUCCAGGCGGCGGCGUCGGUUACGGAACCGCCACCAGCUCAAACGACGGCAGGCCGGAGCCCCACUUUGCCGCGCCCCAGAUGUCUGCCCCCCGCCCCGCCAGCCCAGGCGGUGCCAGCAUGACCGCCGGCGGCUUCCAAAAGAGCCUCCAGGAGCGCGGACGGUCACCGCGGAAGGCUCCCUCCGGCCAGAGCCUCGGCCAGCAGCAGCAGCAGCAGCAGGGCCACCAGCAGGAUCGCUCCCGCUCGCGUUCGGCCCACUCUGCAAAGGGCGGCGAUGACGCCUCGGUGGCCACAACGCCCUCCGGCAAGGUCAUCCGGCCCAUGAUCACGCCGGGCCCGAGGAGCCUCGCCCAGCAGUCGAGCGGAUCAGACGGCGCAGAAUCCACAAGACCAGUCCUCUCGGCCAAGACGUCGUUCCAGAGCAUCCGGCCGCAGGGCCUGACCGGACCGCGACAGUUUCCCGGCUCCGCCAGACCCUCGUUCGAUGGCGCCCCGCCCUCUCCCCACGAGAUGCACGGCGCACCCGCCUACAGGCAGCCCAGCCCGCUCGGAUAUGGCCAGUCUCCUGGCAUCGGCAGCGGCGGCCCUGGCCCUGCCACCUCUGCCACAUCACCCGUUCAUGCCAACGGCAGCGCCUCACCGAGGCAUGGUCCGACCGGCGCAGCGAGCGUGGGCCACUUCUCGGAUGCGGUCACGGCAUCGGGCCAGGAGGCUCCCAGUCCGAGCAGUCGAGGACGCAAGUUCUCGUUUGGCUUCACUCGAGGCAGGAAGGCGAGCGACGCGGCGGCGGUCGUUGGUGGUCAAGCGCCUGUGGGCCCGCUGGAUGGCCUGCCAUCACCAGUCGACAUUCCGUACGGCCGCGGACCCGGCUCGGGCUUCGCCUCGCGAUCACGCUCAAGGGAUCCGGGUGCAGAGACCGACUACUCCUACGAGAACGGCGCAUCGCCCUUCGGCUCGGUGUCGCCGGCUGGCUCGCCCGGCUUCCUCUCCUCGAUGGCCGCCAGUCGUGGCGGCGAUGGCGGCGCAGCUGGUUACGUCGGACGCAGCGCCUCACCGGGCGGCUCGAGCCUGGCAGGCAAGUGGUUCAAGGGCAUCUUUGGCAAGUCCCCGCAAGCCGGAGACAAUGACCAGGACUGGAGGGGUGCGCCCAUGUAUCCGAACGCCAACCUCGAGGCCGCCGUCCGGUCCCGGGAGGGGUCGCCGCUGCCUGCCCUGCCGUCGAAUGCUCAGGCGGAGCGCCAGGCUCUUGCGCCUCGGCAGCCGCCCAACCAGGGCCGCCGCUCGCAGACGUUGCCGAACCCGCCGCCGUCGGAAGACGACGUCGAGGCACUGCUACAGAAGCGCCAGUCGAUGAAGCAGGCGAGGCGGAUCGUCGACGCAGAGCGCCGCGAGCUCAUGUCGCCGACCACGCAGCAGAGGGGUUUCGAUCCGGACCGGGACCGCGAGUACCGCCCCAAGCAGGCGGUCGACGAUCCGUCAGAGGACUACGAGGCCAAUCUGCACGCCGAGAGGCGCAAGAGCCCGCCGGGCCGCAAGCCGGUGCCCCGCAUCGUCGACCGCAGCCAAGACGACUCUCUGAGCCGUCUCGAGGGCCGACUGACGCCCGCCCAGAAGAUCAUCCAGGAGACGAGAUCGAUGCACCUGGCUCGCGAGAGCCUCGAGGGCCGCAACGGAUCGCCGCGCACCACCGCAGCGACCGCUGCCGAGGAUGCCACCAAAGAUCCGAAAUCGUCGGACGUAGGCCGCAGUGCUCAGCAAGCUUCCGCGGUCCAAUCGAGUGGAAAGGACCUCGCCUCACGCCCGGCGCAGUCGAAUGAGCCCGAGCAGGCGGUUCGUAGAGGUGCCUCUGCAGGAGGCAGCAGCAAGGCGAAGGACAAGGGCAAGAGAAGGGAGGAGAGUUCUUCCUCCCAGGCGCCGCCUGCCUCUGCCGGUCCAGCUCGGCAGCAGCAGCAGGAUGCGCGGCGGGAAUGGCAGCAGCACGCAGCACCGCAUGCGAGGGCCUCGUUGCCCCAUCCUGGCGAGCUCGCCCAGGCACCGAAGCCGGCAAGCAACCUGGCGGCCAAGGCGCCGCCAGCUGGCUCCAAGGCCACCAGCGCCCUCUCGCCCGGGUCCGGCCCGAUGCCGCUCGACAUGUCGCUGCCCCAGGCGCUGCAGGAGAUGAUGGUCCGCUUCUACCGCUUCGAGCGGUACUCUGUGCCGCUCAUCCGGUCGCUCGAGACGCGGCUGAUCGACAUCGAACGGGACGCCAUGAUGGCGAGCAAUCCGCAGGCAGGCGGACGCUCGCACGUCGAGACGGCGAGCCAGCACGAGGAAAUGGACCGCUGGGUGGGCCAGAUGACGAUGCUGAUGAAGCACGAGGUGGGCCAGCUCAAGGCGGCCGCCCGCGAGAUCCGCGAGGGUCGCGAGCUCGUCGCACAGGUUGCCAAGGGCCUCGGCAGCUUUGGAGCCGGCAUCGGUGGCUCGUCGUCGCUGCCCACCUUUUCCAGCAUCGGCACUCUGCCGGCAGCCGAAGCGACCGCCGCCGCGACCACGCUCGACAUGCCGCAGCGGACGGUCCAGCUCGAGGGCAAGGACGUCACCGAUUCGCCCAGCAGCACCAAGGGCGACACUGGCGUCCAGCCUCCCUCUGCGGCCGGCACUGCGCGCAAGCAGGCCAGCGCUGCCUCGGGCUCUGAGACGAGCAGGGACGCUGCCAUGGCCCAGCGAGCGGCGCCGGGCUCCCAGUCGCAAAGGAACGACCACGACGCCGCCCGCAGGAACAACGUGUCGAGCUCGAGCUUCCGCAGCGCCGUGCCCGUCGCGCACUCCAGCGGGGUCGCCGGCGCAUCGUCGGCGCCCGGCAACCUCGUGCUGCCGCCCGGAUCAAGGCCGGCGCUCGACAAGAACGAGGGCAAGUUUGGGUCGCCCACCAAGGCCACGUUCGGCUUCAGCGAGCCGGACGCCACCAGUCGACGAGAACGGAGCACGAGCCCGGGUGGCAGGCCUCGAUACACUUCGGCGCUGGGACAGCCGAUGCACGACGGACGCCUCUCGCCGGGCGCCACCUCGCCCGUGCGCAGUUACCCGGAUCCUGAGGUGCGUGCCGGCAUCGCCUCGCCGGGGAGGUGGGCCGGAGACCAGCGAAAGUUCAGCCAGACGCUGGUGGCUUCCCCCGCGGUCAGCGACCAGGCCUCGAUCCACUCGGGCGUGAGUGGUCAGAGCGCGGCUGACCGCCCCAAGAGGGAGAUUAGCGUCGAGGAGAGGCUCAAGGCUCUGAUGGACGGCACCAGCAUCCGCAGCAGGGCCAGCAGCUUCGCCGGCUCGAUGAGCGAGCGAGAUGUGCAGGACGACAACGACGAGGGCGCACAAGAGCCUCAACCAUCAACGCCUGCUCGAGUCGGGGACGACUAUGCGCCGGCACCCGAGGGCGAGCUUGUCGAGGGCCGCUCGAACACGCAAGGCCAAGCCUCGCGAGCGACGGUGGGACAGGAAGGCGAAGAGGAUACGGCCGCAGACGACGGACGCGAGCGUCGCCGACAGAGUGCUUCGCAGUCGACCACGGCCACCACCUCGACUGACGCGCACACCAUCCGACCUGGCGCCGUUGCCGGCGCAGGCGCCCGCAGCGCUGGGCCGCCCGUCGACGCGCCGACCCGUCCGUUGGUGUUCAAGCGAAACACGGGUGAGAUCGCCAAGCGAGCGUCGGCUUUCCUCGAGGCCGGCAACGGCAAUACGCCGACCAACUCGAGCCGCGAGGCCUCGCCCAUCGGCGACACGGCUUCCAGCGCGCGGGUCGACUUCCCCUCGUCGAGCGCCCGUAGGAGCCCCAGCCCUGCAGCGGCCAACGAGCUCUCUGCACCCGCAGCGAUAUCCCCGGCAGUGUCACGCUCCUCGAGCAGCGGUCCAUCGCCCAACACUGCCAACAGCGUCCGGCAGCGGGCCUUGAGCUACCUCAGCACCGCUGGUGCAGGCGCCGCUGCGGAAGACCGGUCUCGGGCAGCAAGCGUCACGCCUGCAGAGGGCCCUGAAGCGGACGACGAUGCCUUGCCGACAACGCCGAGCAAGGCCAUCUCCCCAAGCUCGUGGCUGGCCUCGUCUUCGUCGCCGCCGUCGUCAUCGUCGCCGACCAAGUUUCGUGGCGGCAACGCCUCGACGAGCUCGAAUCCGGGUUCGGCCACGAUCGGCGCCAGCUCUGCUCCCGCCGGACCCCAGAGCGGGCGCAUUUCGCCGUCGAAGCUGCAUGCCAACCGCUUUGCCUCGCCCGACAAGGACGCUCGCGGCGGCGGCAGCUCCAGCCCGCUGGCCAGUCCGACGAAGAAGGCAAUCGGCCUUCCGACCCAGGGCGGUGCCGGGUCGGGCGUGGCGUCGAGGUGGAGCGCGAAUCGCAAAGAAGGGUCGGAUGCCUCGGGCGGCGCGGGCGUCGGUCGCGCCAGCACCGGUAUCCCGGGCCUGGGCGUCGAGAAGAAGCGCAGCUUUGGUCCAGUCGCGGCCAUCCCUGCGCUGGCUGCAGGCGCUGGCAGCGUCGGUGGCGCCUCCAAGGGCCCGACGAUGGUAGGCCAUGCCGCCACGCUCAAGGAGCGAGUGGCCUUUUUCGACAGUGUCAAGUAG
Messenger RNA from Pseudozyma flocculosa PF-1, 5103 nucleotides. RefSeq lists its product as uncharacterized. The transcript is spliced from 2 exons. The coding region runs from base 1 to 5103 and encodes 1700 amino acids. NCBI's taxonomy places the organism in Eukaryota, Fungi, Basidiomycota, Ustilaginomycetes, Ustilaginales, Ustilaginaceae. The record is from RefSeq and is a predicted model, not a curated record.